Molecule: messenger RNA, 868 nt
Organism: Cataglyphis hispanica
Lineage: Eukaryota; Metazoa; Arthropoda; Insecta; Hymenoptera; Formicidae
Product: CAPA peptides
Exons: 4
Coding region: 120-671 (183 amino acids)
Source: RefSeq, a predicted model, not a curated record
GCAACCCCCCGAUAGACGCGCAAGGUAUAAAAUCGGACGUCGGGUAACAGGAGGCAUUCAGUGUCGGUGCGAUUCUAAGCUUCGUAGCAUCACUAUUUAAAAUUUCGAUCAUCAUAGAAAUGCAGGACAACCGAUUUUUCACUCUUAUGGUACUUCUGGUAUUUUCUACCUCCCUCAAUCAGGGUCAAAAGUUGAAAGCCAAUGAUAGGCGAUCCGCUGGCUUGGUACCGUAUCCUAGGAUCGGUCGAAAUUCGGAAAUAUCGAGCAUCUCCAGAUCGGAGCGCGCUUUGGGUAUGAUAAAUGUGCCUCGAGUCGGACGAUCCGACGUAUCGAACUUAGGCAAUUUGAAUCGAUUUCACGAUUUAUCAUCCGACGCCGACAUUGAGUUCUACGCCGUGGACAUGGAUUCUGACACUCUCUUAGGUCCUGAUUACGAAGACUAUGCGAGCAAACCGAUAGCAUUUAAAUAUGCUGACAAGCUACAGAAGGACGGCUCCUGGUUAAUGCCCGAUCAUAUUCAUGGAUAUAAAGAUCUUCAUUUCGCACAAAAGAUUAACGAUCCUCGAUUAUACUAUUCUAUUCUACGAGAUUCUCGAAAUACUCAAGGUCAAGGAGGAUAUACUCCAAGAUUAGGUCGCGAAAAUGAACAUGACGUCUCGAAUUUCCUGUAACUUAUUCACUCUUUGAUCUGCCUCGCGAACUUACGGAUGUUAAUUCAAAGGAAAGAAGAAACUUACUGUCAAAGAUGUCACCAGGACCAUAACACGUGAUGCUUUCGAUCGUUUCUCCGUUUCAUUCGGUGACCCACUUUAUCCUUGCACUUUGUACGCAAGUUUAUGCGCAACACAAUACAUAAUCUGCAUUUAAA